ACCUUGUGAAGUGACUCAUAGUGACACUAGCUGGCUGUUGUCUCUCUUCCGGGGGUGGGGAGCUAGUGUGAGAGGCCCAGGGCUCCCACUGUGAGGAGGGACGGCUCCAGGGGACACGUGGUGACCUGAGGUCUGGGGGGAGUGACCUCGGGAACACGAUGGUUUUGUCUGACGCCUCCCAGGCAGGCGGCACCGACCAGGCUGAGCACCUGGGCCGGCCCUCUGUGCCCGGGGCAGGAGAAGGCCCGCAGCCCCCCGGCCUCCCCAUCGGCCCACCCCAGGCCGGCUCAAGGCUCCGGGUUGGUUGGACGGCCACGGCAGGGUCGGUGGGUGGGGAGAUUUAAACUCAGUGCCCUGGUGGCCGAAGAAGGAGGCUGAAGAUGGGACCGGGGAGGCUGGUGCCCACGCUGGUCCUGGCGCUUGUGCUGGCCAUGGGGUCCCAGCCACAGGAACAGCUGCCCAGGGAGGCCCACAGCCUCAACUGGAACAAGUUUUCAGGGUUCUGGUACAUUCUGGCUGUUGCCUCCGAUGGCCAGGGGUUCUUGCCUGGCAGACACAGGAGGAAGCUGGGGGCAUCCACGGUGAAGGUUCACAAAGUGGCCCAGCUGAAGGUGGUCCUGGCCUUUAGCCGGUCACAGGGGUGUCAGUCAUACACGUUAAUUCUUCGGAAAGAUGGGAAGAAGGCGGUGUUCAGGAACACACGUGCGUAUGAUAGCCCGGGGCCCGGAGAGGGAGGCCGGGGGUGGCAGUGGCCCCCGCCCCCCCCCCGGCUUCGUCACCCAGACGCGGGACAGGGUGCCUCUGCCGGCGCCGUCCCCAGACGCCCCUCCGUCCUGGGGAACGUGGGGGGAGAGGCGGGAUGGGCGCCCGGCACACGGGGGCGGUCAGGCGGGCCGUGGCCCCGGGGGGAGCAGGGGGCUCUCCACCCCUCCCGCACGCCCUGCCUCGCUUCUCUCCCGCCCAGUGAAGGGGGUGGAGGGUUUCCACGUGCUGUCCACGGACUACAGCUUCGGCGUGGUCUACCUGCGCCUGGGCCGCGCCGGCCGGACCGCCAAGAUGCUACUGUUCUUAAGCAGACGGAACACGUCCAGCUUCCCGAGCAUGAAAAGAUUCGUAGACAUAUGUGAGACUUUGGAGCUCGCCGACGGUGUGACCGUUCUUCCGAAAGACGGUAACACGUGGUCGAGAGCCCUCCCCCCCACCCCCCACCGUCCAGGUCCGCGCCAUGCCUGGCCCCGUCCGCCCUGUUAGGGUCGGCUCACCGGGGGCAGAGAGAGGAGGGGUGACAGCGGUCUCUUCCAAGCCCCGUGGGAGGCGCUCCCCUUCCACGGCCCCGUCCUGCAUCAGCACCGGGCUCGUCCUGCCGACGGGCGUGGCCAGGGGGCACCGGGCAGCCCGUCCGGUCUGGCCUCUGUGGCCGUGGCUGGAGGACCAGGGCAGUGUCCCACACCAGCACACGAGAAACCGGGGAGAGAAAGGGAACGCUCGUGGGCAGACCGGCCCCCACCGGGCAGUGCCCCCUCAGUGCCCCUGUCCCUCCACAGCCUCCUGUGCGCACACCAUCCUGCCCUGAGGGCCACCACCUUUACUUUGGGGCUCCGCUCGUGGUCCUCCGAGACCCCAGGAGCGUUCUUCGCGAUUCCGGGAGUUCUCAUCCCGCGGCUUGCUGAGAGGUGUCUGGUGACCCCAGGCCGCUGAUGGGGUGAAGUCCGAGGGCCGUGGCUCUAGCCCAAGAGGGAUCCUUGAUGAUCCUCAGGAGCUGGGGAUAGGAGGGCACGUGCUGGCCGGCAGGGAGAGUCCGGUCCUGGCCCGUCAGCUCGUGCCCUCCAGGUUCCACGGCCGAGAGGGGCUGUCACCUCCUGUCUGCUGGGAAAUAGACCUCGGACCGGUCCAGUGUAAUCCUCGCCGCGUGUCUUCUCUGCAGUGAGUCUGUGCACUGCUCCCUGGGCUCCCCGACACCCCACACUUCCCCAGAAAGCAGCUCACUCCUUCAGGAAACACGUAGAAGCACCCGUGACACGCCAGGCACGUGCUCGCUGCUGGCGAGAGGGCAGUGAGCAAAAUAGGCAAUAGCUUAUUAGAAUUUGGGGACUGUCAGCCUCUGAGAGAGAGGGCCUCGAGCGUCCUAGAUGCCUUCUGUACAGCUGCACAAGGACUAUGCACACCAUAAUUCUUCCAGAGUCUCCACAAAGACAUUACCCUAAUGAGGUGCCUGCAGGAAGAGCUCUUGACCACCUCACACUUUCUGUGCCAGUCUCCCGGCUCGGCUCGGCUGGGAGCCUCAGCCCCACGGUCACCCAGGAGGCCAGGGCUGCAGCCUCAGCUGAGGCUCGACUGGGGCAGGGUCCGCCUCCAAGACCGCGACCGGGCACGUGCUCUUGGCAGGAUUCGGCUGGGACUCGGGGGUCUCAGGACGUCUGUGUCUCAGCCCGGGGCCUCUGCAGGUUCUUGGCCCUGGGCCUCCUGGGGCAGCUCAUGUUAUCUGCUCUUGCUUCGUCAGAGAGAGACACACACACAGACACACAGACUGACACAGAGACAGAGAAUGGACCCGGGAGAAAA
Molecule: messenger RNA, 2562 nt
Organism: Felis catus (domestic cat)
Lineage: Eukaryota; Metazoa; Chordata; Mammalia; Carnivora; Felidae
Product: epididymal-specific lipocalin-10-like
Exons: 4
Coding region: 381-1127 (248 amino acids)
Molecular function (GO): small molecule binding
Source: RefSeq, a predicted model, not a curated record